AUGCCAACUCAGCCUCUCUUGGCAUACAUGGAUGGACCGGAUGGGAUAGCCAGUACUGUUGGUGCACAGAUGGAGAAUAAUGAUGCCUCAAUGACAAUAAAAGGAACAAACACAAUUUCUUACAAAAACUUGCAAGAAAAGUUUCUCAUGCAAGCUGAGGGAUGCAUGCCUCUGGACUGCAUGUUUUGUGACGAGACUUUUAAACAUCCUGAAGAACUUGGUAAGCAUGUUUUAACUCAGCAUAGGCCCACUCUUUGUGAACCAGCUGUCCUGCGUGUUGAAGCAGAGUAUCUUAGUCCUCUAGAUAAAUGUCAAGUAAGAACAAACUUGCCUUCACCAAACAAUGAAAAGGACAGUGAAGAACUUAGUUGUGAAGUUUGUGGACAAACAUUUGAUGAGGCUUUUGAUGUUGACGCACACAUGAAAAAGCAUAAAGAUUCUUUCAUGUAUUGGUGUAAUGUAUGUGGAAGAAGAUUUAAAGAGCCGUGGUUCCUCAAAAAUCACAUGAGAACGCAUACUGGAAAGCCUGGUUCUAGAAACAAGCACCAACAAGGGUCUGAAAGCCCCAUAACAAUAAAUGAGGUGGUGCAGGAGCAUGUAACUGAAAAUGUAACGUCACCUUACAAAAUUUGUAUGGUUUGUGGUUUCCUAUUUCUCAAUAAAGAGACUCUAAUUGAGCACAGUAAAGUGCACACCAAAGAAUCAGUACCCAAUGGUGAAAGCCCCCAAGUGACUGGUGAACCUAACGCAGAAGAAGCUUCUCAGAGAGAGGAAUUUUUGCGAUUCUUGAACUUGAGACCAAACUUGCUUCCAGAAAAUGACAAAUCACAAAAACCUGUGAAAUGGAUAGCUGAACUAGAUCCUUUCAACACAUACCAAGCAUGGCAGCUGGCUACCAAAGGUAAAGUUGCAGUUGGCCAUGGCCAAAUUAAGGAACCAGGGCAAGAAGGAAGUACAGACAAUGAUGAUUCAUCUUCUGAUAAAGAAGAACUCGGUGAAAUUUGGAAUGCAAAUAAAGGUAGCCAGACUGAGACUACAGGGAAGUCAAAAGUAAAUAAAAACAGCAGUUAUACAGGGAAUGGUAACUUAUCCCAAGACAAACUGAAACAUCCCGCUGGUGAAGUGCCUUCUAUGGAGAUGGAGUCUAAAUUGUCCCAGAACAAAGAGAAACCAACACACUGUUCAGAGUGUGGUAAAGCCUUCAGAACAUACCACCAGCUAGUCCUUCAUUCCAGAGUGCAUAAGAGAGACAGGCGGACUGAUGGAGAGACUUCAGCUGCUUCAAGGACGUGCUGUGCUGAUAUAAUUGCAAAUCUGGAUGAAAAUGGAGCAGGAGAACGAAUAGAAGGAGGCUCUGAAGAUGGAUCUGAAGAUGGGCUUCCAGAAACUCUUAACUUAGAUAAAAAUGAAGAUGGUUUGGAAAGAGCAAAAGUUAAAAACCUUGGAGCCUCCAGAGAGUGCAGCUAUUGUGGAAAGUAUUUUCGCUCAAAUUAUUACCUCAAUAUUCAUCUCAGAACUCAUACAGGUGAAAAACCAUACAAAUGUGAAUUCUGUGAGUACGCAGCAGCACAGAAAACUUCACUGAGGUAUCAUUUAGAGAGGCAUCACAAGGACAAGCAAGCUGACAGUGCAGCAGACGUGAAAAGUGACAGCAAAGUUUCAUUACAGAGUCAGGAGCCGGAGCUCUUGCUGUCUGCUGAUGGUGCUCAAGAAACCAAAAAUUCGAAGAGGCUUUUUGAUUGUGCCAAAGAUGCUGAGAGCUGCCCACCUACCAAGCAGCACAAGGAAGUUUUGUCCUUGAACAAUGCGAUAGGCAGCACAGUCCUUUUAAAAAUGAAAAAUAAUUCUAGGGAAUUGAACAAAGGUUCCGUUUGUAACAAUUCAAAUCAAAUACAUGAGAAUGUGUCCACUCCUUUCCCGGAAAAACUAAAGGCUGAGAAGGAAACAAAGGAAGCUCAGCCCAGUGUUCCUCAUAAAAGAGAGAGAGGUGCUUCCGUGGCAUCUGAGGGAGAUGACGUCCAGUAUGUUUGUGCUUUAAAGGAUGGAAAAAAUGUGAAUGAUGUGCAAGAGUGCACUGAAAACUACAGACACAAACCUAUGGUGGACUCUCAAGAAAAGCCCUUGAACUUAUCUGUUGGGGCUUCACAAGACUGUUCAGUGGUUUCAACUAGAGGCUUACUAGCACCCAGCACCUGUCCGUUUUGUGCUUACAGAACAUUUUACCCAGAAGUCCUAAUGAUGCACCAGCGGCUGAUGCACAAAUACAAUCCUGACAACGUUAACAAAAAUGGCUAUAGAAGCAAGGCUCUAGCUAAAGCCAGACGCACUGGAUGCCCUCCAGCUCUGCUUGGUAAAGAUGUACUUCCUCUGUCUUUUAAUUCUCAUAAAAGUAAGGCUUCCCCAUCUACCCAGCAAAAACUGUUGCAAACGGGAAAAGCUAAACAAUGUCACCCUCCACAGAACAAAGUCCCUCUCUUCUCAGUGACUGACUCAGGCGGCACAGCCCCAAGUAACCUCAAGUUUCAUAAACAGCAAAGUAAUAUUGGAGCUCAGGCAAAUAACUAUAGACAACCUCAGCAAGAAAUGCACUCCAGUUCCAGUAUCUCUCCAGUAUUGGACAGAGUAAAAACAUCCGAAUCUAAAGUAAAAGCUCUGAGUGUCCCAGUGUCUCAAUCUGGUGUAGUAAGCAGCGGUAUGAAUGGGGCUCUCGACUCUCAUAUAAAUGAAUCUGCCUGGUCUUGUCAUCGAGGAAGAGACUACCUUUGUAGUAAAUCUGUGAGCAAUGUAAAUCUAGACUAUGGUGAAACGUCUUCUAAACGAAUGAAACCUAAUCUGUUAGCUAUUGAGCAUAUUGACUCUCCAAUGGCUAAUUACAGAAGAUACGAAAUGGGCAGAUUUCGUGUUGCAAACCUGCUACCUCAGGAAUGUUCUCGCACCAAACCUGCAUCCUCUGUUUUGCCAACCAAACAAGGGCUUCUGAAUUCAGAUAAUGUUGAUCCUCGUAAUGUAUUGACUGUUCUCAAACCUUAUGAGCCAUAUAGCUCUGGAUCACUUUACAGUUCUUGUGGAUCUAGCAAUGGCCAAGUAACCAGCUCUACAGUAGAAGGAAAGAGAUCGGUGUCAUACCAACACUUAUCUAGCAGCGUGCUACAAAAGCGAAGUUAUGAAAGUUUCAUUGGUAAUGCACACUUUCGACCAAGUGACAAGAAGACUUGA
Messenger RNA from Balearica regulorum gibbericeps (East African grey crowned-crane), 3216 nucleotides. The record is from RefSeq and is a predicted model, not a curated record. Lineage: Eukaryota; Metazoa; Chordata; Aves; Gruiformes; Gruidae.